Molecule: messenger RNA, 5541 nt
Organism: Loxodonta africana (African savanna elephant)
Lineage: Eukaryota; Metazoa; Chordata; Mammalia; Proboscidea; Elephantidae
Gene: EXOSC8
Product: exosome component 8
Exons: 11
Coding region: 39-890 (283 amino acids)
Biological process (GO): U5 snRNA 3'-end processing; nuclear polyadenylation-dependent rRNA catabolic process; nuclear mRNA surveillance
Cellular component (GO): cytoplasmic exosome (RNase complex); nuclear exosome (RNase complex)
Molecular function (GO): mRNA 3'-UTR AU-rich region binding
Source: RefSeq, a predicted model, not a curated record
UCAGUGUGCACAGUGCGCAGGCGCACCCAACGCCGCACAUGCGCGCCGGCGGGAAGAUGGCGGCCGGCUUCAAAACCGUGGAACCUCUGGAGUAUUACAGGAGAUUUUUGAAAGAGAACUGCCGUCCUGAUGGAAGAGAACUUGGUGAAUUCAGAACCACCACUGUCAACAUAGGUUCAAUUAGUACUGCAGAUGGUUCUGCUUUAGUGAAGCUGGGAAAUACGACAGUAAUUUGUGGAAUUAAAGCGGAAUUUGCAGCACCGCCAACAGAUGCCCCUGAUAAAGGGUAUAUAGUUCCUAAUGUGGACCUUCCACCCCUGUGUUCAUCGAGAUUUCGCUCUGGACCUCCUGGGGAAGAGGCCCAAGUGGCUAGCCAGUUCAUUGCAGAUGUCAUUGAAAAUUCACAGAUAAUUCAGAAAGAGGACUUAUGCAUUUCUCAAGGAAAGCUUGCUUGGGUUCUAUACUGUGAUCUCAUUUGCCUUGACUACGAUGGAAACAUUUUGGAUGCCUCUACGUUUGCUUUGUUAGCUGCUUUAAAAAAUGUACAGCUGCCUGAAGUUAAUAUAAAUGAAGAAACUGCUUUAGCAGAAGUUAAUUUAAAGAAGAAAACUCAUCUGAAUAUUAGAAAUUAUCCAGUUGCAACUUCCUUUGCCAUAUUUGAUGAUAGUACUUUACUCAUAGUGGACCCUACUGGAGAGGAAGAGCAUCUGGCCACUGGUACGCUCACAGUAGUGACGGACGAGGGAGGCAGGCUCUGCUGUCUUCACAAACCAGGUGGAAGUGGGCUGACUGGUGCUAAACUUCAGGAUUGUAUGAGCCGAGCAGUUACAAGACACAAAGAAGUAAAAAAACUGAUGGAUGAAGUAAUUCAGAGUAUGAAACCCAAAUAAACCACCACCACAUUUUCCAAACAGAUCUGUAAAAACUGUAUUUGUCAGCACAGUGCACAAACCUUUUAUACUAAAUAAAUAGCAAACUACAGUCUUUUGAAAGGUGUUUCUAGAAUUUCUUAGGCCACUUCUGUACAUAUUAUGUACGGUGGAACCUUUUUUUUUUACAAAGCAAUGACUUAGGCAAACCAUCCCUAGCUCAUUAAAUCAUUUCCCUGUUUUUACUUAAAAAUUGUAGGGUUGUCCUUCUGUAUAAAGUUGGUACAUCUAUCAAUGUAAAACACUGACAAAACAAAAAUGCAGUAAAAACUCAGAAUCCUUUUGAUUCGAUGCUCUUGUCUUUUCAAAGAGGAGAAAAAAUAAAUAAUGCAAGACUCAGAAUUGUGGAGUGGUUGGCGUGCCUCUCUUCAUCUUACUUCUUGACUGGCUGCCUGUAUGCCGAUGACGACGUAGCUGAGCUGUUUGUGCUGCUGCUGCCGCCACGGCCAUUUGGUGCUGCAAGAAUCGCAACUGCUGCCAAAAGGAGGGAAAAAAAGUUAUGUUAAAUGUAGGCAGGUAUGGCAAGGUGCUUUUCCUGAGAGAUGAAAACAACAAAACUGAAAGGGAGAAGGCACCAAGGUAACAAAAAGGUAUUAUAUACCACACUGAGACAAUGAACAGUCAAACAGCACCAGUGGCAAAGAAGCCUGCUGAGGGCCUUAAAAAAUGAUUCCUGGUAAACCUUUUUAAAAAAUUAUGUCUGUUACUUUGCCCUGCCAGUCUGCACUGCAGUAACUCAGCAACUUCAGUUACCGUUCUGUUGUAUGAUGAUAGUUUAUAGCAACGUAACACCACUCUGAACACCAAGAGAGUCAACUACGAUAUGCUGAUUUUACUUCCAAAAAUAACUGAGUAACAUUUUUCUAAAUAAACAGCUAUGACAUUUACUAAUAGGAACACUGGCAUACUUGCCUUUUUCUGCAGUACAAUACUAAAAAGUUAACUACUGGCACUUAGAGUCUCUAUUUCAAAAUAUGCUGGAAACUAGAAACACGUAUUUAGUAAUGUGCCACCAGUACUUCAUGAGAGAUUUUAUGCUAGAAAAAGAAUAUGGCUUAAAUGUACAAAAUGUAUUCAGUGCUCCAAGCUGAUUAGCUAAAAUGCCAGACUUUUAAAUAAAAUUUGCUAAAUUAUUUUUUUUUUAAUUAGUUACCAAUUUACUGUUUAGUCUUAGAAGUCAGUAAAAUAAAACUAAAGGAAGGUAUACUGAGGUACUUAUGGAGCUAUUUCAUUUUAAAAAGGCGUAUUAGAGUGAAGUUGCUGAUUACUUGUAUCUGUUGCUGCUGCUGUUGAAAGGCAGAGGAGAGCUGGAAUCUCUGCUGAGGAAGGCUUUGCUCAGGUCUGUUCUCGGCAGAGCCAAGCUGAGACAACGCUACAGAGGAGAAGGGGAAAGCAGGCCAGUCAAAAAGUUUGAAGGGUUAGAAAAGGACAACACAGGAAAUGAAAUAACAGAAAAGUUAUCAGUAUGAUUAAUCUUAAGUAUCAAAUCAGACAUUACAGAGUAAAUUUAGUAUCAUCUCCUGUUAGUUGAAGGGUACCAUGAUCAUGGAACUUCCUGGAUGGGGAAAGGGAAGAGAGCACACACAUACCAAACCAAAGCACUGCAUCCCCCUCUCUCUUUUGCGUAAAUGGAAUUUGAUACUAGUGCUGUUCUGUUGAGAAGGUUUUCUUUCACAGUGUAAGAUACAUUAUUUUUAAAUAUAACCAAUUAAAUAGGAAAAAAGAGAGUGGAGACAUCCAAACUACCAUAAUGACAAACUGGGGAACAAAUGAGUGCUUCAAGCAGAGGAUACUGGAAUGAACAUGACACAACACUACUAACAAAGGUCGUGUACCGAGAGUGCACACUUUUCCAUCUGGGUGGGACCAUGUUGAUGAACUCAAGCCCUUCACUGUACAGAUGAGGACAUUGAAGGCCUAAGUUAGGUCUGAGUGACGUAGUCAUCCGGGUAAUUAGUGCCAGGUCUUGAGCUGGGAACAUUCUCGUCAUUUUCCAGUGUUAAGAGUUCUUUCUGCUAAAUUACACCUAUUUUAGGCAAUUUGUGGUAGAGGUAUAUAAUUACAGGUUUCCACUUGGAAGCUCACUAGCUCUAAAUUAGGAUUUAAUGUAAGAGUUAUUUCCAAAAUAGAGACUUUGAUUAUUCUGCCCUAAAGAACUUAUAAAUUCAGAAACUGUGAACUGUAGGAAUCUAAAGGUAUCUUAAAGGAGCCCUGGUGGAGCAGUGGCUUAGUGAAAGGUACCUCACUGAGCCCACAGUGAUAACUCAAAACGCUGACAACAUGUACACUCAUUCAAUCCUCAAAACUCCACCACAGCUUAGCCUUCUUAUACAUGUCAGCUUGCUGAUUUUAAUUAGUGUAAAGUUAAAAUUAUUGUCUUUUAACUGACAAGGUAAUAUUCAUUGAAGGGAAACCUUUGUUUCACCAUUUACUGCCAUGAGUGAUGCACAUUUAGUUCAAUUUCAUUUUUGCAAAUGAUAAAAAUGGCUGCCAGAAAUUAGGCCAUUAACCAUUAAGAUGUAUUUCAUGCAACUCAGGCUGUAAGAGUGAAAUAAAAGAUUAUGCAGUCUAGAAAAAUGAAGUCUCGGUAACUCUGGAAAACCAAAGAGUUAUUAUUAAAAUAACUACACUAACAAAUAAAUACUGAAACAGGUUUUGGUGGCUUCCUAAGAAGUUGGGUAAUUUUCUAGUUUUGCCAGUGAAUUGUAACAUGAAGAAAGGCUGUCAGUAUGUGUGUAAGCCAAAGCUCUUUUAAUUAAUCAACAGCCAAAGAAAUUAAUGAAAAAACCUCAGAAGGCCAUCAAUUUAAUAGUUGGUAAGUUAAAGACUGCUUUUCCAUAGCUACUGUUUACAUGGGAACCCACUGCCAAAAACAGCUACUGUUUACAUGGAAAGGAAAGAUAAUUGGUGAGAUCAUAGAUAGAUUAGAUACUUUUAAGUAAACUUAACAUAUGAAGUCAGGAAGAUACUCACCAGCUGCUUGGGACUGCAUAAAACUCCCUACUCCAGUAAGGUUAACGACAGCAGCUUGCUGAGCGGAUAAGGCCUGCUCUUGACUGGCUGAACCUUGUUCAGAACACUGAAUAGAAAAAUACAAAUGAUUUAUACAAGAAGAAAGACAAUUCUGAGUUGGUGAAAAGAAAUUAGUAUUUCUUCUGAUUUCAUUGACAUUAGGCUUGGACUUGUAAGAAGUGCACUUCUACUCUGUUGUUUUUGUUGCUGGUUUGUAAGUUAGGAGACCCCAUGUAUUACAGAGUAGAACUGCUCCAUAGGGUUUUCUUGGCUGUAGUUUUUAUGGAAGCAGGCUUCUGCCAUGGUGCCUCUGUAUGGGUUUAAACUGCCAACCUUUUUGUUUACCAGCCAACUGCAAACUAUCUGUACCACUCAGGGACCUUUGGACUUACAAAGAGAAUAAAAUAAGGACUUCGAAGGUACUUAAAAUUAGCAAGGAUAGAUUUACAGUAUUUUGAAAGCAAGAAAUGAAUUUUUCAGAACUGAUUCUGUACUGAUUUUGUAUUGAUAAUUUCCAACUUUUCUAUGCCUUCAUCAAACUGAUUUUUUCAAACCUCAAAACACCCUUUGCUACACAUAGUACUUGGGACUUCUAGCCAGCAUAAUAAGGCAAGAAAUAAAAGGCAUAUGGUUUGUAAAGUAAAAAAGAGAACUGUCCUUACAGCAAAUCACAUGACUGUCUAGGUAAAAAUUCCAAGCAAUCUACAAAAAAACUCCAAAUAAAUGAGUUCAGCAAGAGUGUAGGAUACAAGAUCAACAUGUGAAAAUCAAUUCCUAAUACCAGCAAUGAACAUGUAGAAAACAAUACCAUUUACAACUGCUAUUAUAACAAAACAAAACAACAAAACAGGCAUAAAUCUACCCAAACACAAAAGACUUAUAUGCUAAAAACUAAAAAUGCUGAUGAAAUCAUGGAGAGAUACUGUGUUCACAGAAUGGAAGACUUGACACAGUAAAGAUAUCAACCCCUCAAGCUGAUCUAUAGGUUUAAUGAGUUCCUUUAAAAAAAGCAUAAAAAUUGAGAAUGUUUUUGUACAUACAGACAAGAUGAUUCUAAAAUUUAUGUAGAAAUGUAGAAGGGACUAAAAUAGCUAAAACAAUUCUGAAGAACAAAGUGGGAAGAAUCACUCUGCCUGAUUGUGAGACAGUGUUCAGUGAUCCAGAUACUGGUUUAUGUGCAGGUGUAGACACACUGAUCGAUGGAAAAGAACAGAGAACACAGGUGAACAUUUAGAAACAAAAAAAUUUUACACCUUGAUUUAAGUCUUUCACCUUAUACAAAAAUUAACUGAAAAUGGAUCACAGAAUUAAAUGUACAACUACAAAACUUUUAGCGGAAAAAAGGAAAAAAAUCUUCGAGAUCUAGAGUUAGGUGAAGAGUUUUUAGACAUGAUAAAUAAAGCACAGCCUGUAAGAAAAAAAAAAGUAACCUAAUUAAAAACUUUCGUUCUGCAAAAGACAUCCUUUAUUACUAAAAAUAGUGCCUGAAAUAACACCAGCAGUAUAUAACAGAAGCCAUACAUUUCAAAUGUUAAAGUACAUUUAUUUUGAGGGUACCUCCCUAGAUACAAAAAAAAAAAAGGUCCUCCUUUAAACCAAA